GGUUAUCUGUUGGUUACUUUUACUUGAUAACAUGGAUCUUGCUUGCUAUGACUGAACAUGAAAUCAAUAUCAUAUUAGUCAGUCUGUUGCGCAGGAGAUCCAGUUAUAAGAAAGUCUACAAUAUAAUUUGCCACAUGAAGGAGGAGAAUACAAUGAGGCAUCACAAAUUAGGUUGGAGUUGGGCCUAGCAGAAAACUCUGUAUUGGCAGAUUAAACAGGUCAUGUAAGCUUGUCCGGACACUUUGAGUUAUCAAGACAAAAAAAUAGGCGGCCAGUCGUGCCGGUCACAAAUGUAAAAUUUAAAUUCAACGUUGUUUUUAAUGCAUUCUCACAUGGGGUGGGUCACCUCACAAUGUAUCUGUAGGUCUCACCCAUGUGAGAGGAGCGUUACAAAUAACCGUUGUGUCCAAAUUUUCAUGUCGCAAAUGGGUUUUAGUCAUAAUCUGGUCUUGUGGAUUCGAGACACCAUCCACAAGCAGAUUUGCUCAGGGGAUCUCCUAUGGGUUGGUAAGGUAGAGAAGUGUGAAUUCACCAGCACAACUGGUUUUUCAAAUUGUAUGUGGUAGCUUCUACAAAUCUGUAGUGAAUCACUUGACAAGAAGUUACGAAUUUCGGGUUUUUUUGGUCUCACCUUAAUUGACAAUUUUACAACUCUUCGGUAUAUACUUAUACAUCGAUUGCACGGCUCAAAUGAGUCUUGCCCAUUCUGUUUCUUCGAAAAAUGGCUGCGAAGGGGCCUCAUGGAGUAAAUUUCUAUGCUGGAUCGUAGUGUGCCUUCAUUUUGUGAUGCCAGAGAAGUUUCUUAUGCGGGCUUGGACGAUGGAAAUCAUACAUUCGAGGUCUGCACCAAUGGGUCUGGAGGCACUAGCUGUGCUAGCUAUAACUGGACUGUUGAUACUAUUCCCCCAACAGCAUAUGUUACAGCAGCAACAUCAUUUACAAAUACUCUUAGUGUGCCCGUAAAUAUUUCUUUCAGUGAACCUUGUAAUGGUGGAGGUGGUUUCGAAUGUUCGUCUACAAAUGCGUGCAACCUUCUCGUGUAUGGUUCUGCCCAAGUUGUGCCAACUACACUCAAGAUCCUUCAGCCCAACCUCGAAUUUUCUCUUACUGUGAAUUUGUCUUCUAGCGUUCAACGUGGACGAGUUAUUCUGGUGAUGGACAAAGAUUUCUGUACAGAUAGUGCUGGAAAUAAAUUUAGGAGAUCAUCAAAUUCAAGUUUUCUGUUACAUAUUGACAGGAGCAGCGUCUUUGUUAAUCUGAGGACUCAUGUCCCCGAAAAGCUACUCCAACUUAACAGUGAAACGAGAACCGUACAAGCAACCAAUAGCUAUGAAAACCUCAAGGUGUAUCUGUAUUUCACACACCCUGUUCUGAACUCCUCUGCUGAAGUGUUGAAUUCUCUCCACACAAGUCAGGGUUCGCUUCUUCCAAUAAAUGGAAAUAGCCUCAGAAGCCGCAGAUUUGGCUUUAUGGUGGAAGAAAUAUCGAGCAUGAGUAUAGUCACAGUAAGCCUUAACUCAAGCUUUAUAAUAAGCAGACAGGGGACCCCAGUUUCUCCUGUUGCUCCAGUUACCUUUCUCUAUGAUUCUCAGAGGCCUGCAGUGAUUUUGACUACAACAUCUAGCACGAGGACCAGAGAAAACAGUAUUUCAGUAUUGAUAGAGUUUACGAAGCCCGUAUUUGACUUCAACUCCUCCCAUAUAUCCAUCACUGGAGGGCACUUACAGAGCUUUCAUGAGAUGACUAAGAGAAUAUAUGUCAUAGAGACGCAGGCAGAAAAUGAUACUAUAGCUAUCAGUGUUCCUGAAAAUGUAACACAGGAUGUUGCCGGAAACAAAAACAUGGCAUCUAAUGUUCUACAAGUCAAGCACUAUUCUGUACCAGUAAUAUCUUUGGUUCUUUCCAAACUUGCGACUGCUGCUUUUGCGGUGACGGCUGUAGUUGCAGGUUUGCUAACUCUUUCAACUGCAAGCCUUCAAUCUGUUGGGGCGUUUCCAAGACCAUCGUCUUCUUUGACAUCUUAUCCCGGAAGGAAUCUUUUUAGAAUUGCAUGCCACAUUCAGGUAUUUGCUCUAUCCAGAUGGUUGGCAGUCACCUUGCCAGUUGAGUAUUUUGAAUUUGCCAGAGGUUUACAAUGGAGUAUCCCCUACUUCAGUCUCCCAUGGGAAACAGGACACGAUCAUCCAUUCAUGGUUGGGUCAACUCCUCCUGGAAAUCCGUAUCCAUAUGCUUCCAAACUUCAUGAACCAGGAACUUUUAAGAAUGUGCAGCCCCAAGAACGGAAUUCAUUUAUGGAUGCUUCGGUUUAUGGGUUGCCACUUACUCCAAUGGAAUAUAGAUCAUUUUUUGAGAGCGGAAAUAUCAAACCGGAGGCUCAAUCUCUUUUGGAUCCACAUAACUCACACGGGUGGAGAGAUUUUAACCGAAGCAUUUUUUGGUUAGCUGUUAUUAGCAGCAGCUUGAUGCUAUUGCAUGCUGCACUCCUGCUUAUCUUAAGAUUGAGGAAGAAAAACUCAGAAAAACAGGGCAGUUAUGGAGCUUUCAUUUUGCCUAGAUUUGAAAUAUUCCUCAUAAUUCUUGCACUGCCUUGUAUUUGUGAAGCCUCAGCAGCUCUAAUCAGAGGAGGAGCAUCUUCGGGGCUUGCAAUUGGCAUUAUCCUUUUGGCUAUUACAUUGCUCCUAUUGCUAGCCUUAUUCUUGUUCCUGUCUAUUGGAAUCACAUUCGGGAAGCUACUUCAAUACAAGGAAAUACAUCAAGAGGGCCUGAUAUCCCACUGGUACCAAGAUAUCAUUCGCGUGACUCUGGGCCCUGGUAAAAGAGGCCAGUGGACAUGGAAGAAGCAGCCCAACUCUCUUCGUCUAACGAUGUUGGGCCCACUAUUUGAAGACCUAAGGGGUCCGCCAAAAUACAUGCUUUCUCAGAUAUCCAUAGGAACCCGCAAGUGGGGGGACAGGAUCAUCGCAUCGGAGGAUGAAACAGAAGAUGCCGAAGCGCCUUUUAUACAAAAGGUGUUUGGUAUUCUCAGAAUAUACUAUACGUUACUCGAAUCUGCAAAACGGGUUUGCCUCGGAAUUGUUGCCGGUUUCUAUUCUGAAAGCUGGUCUUCUAAAACACCAACAAUUACCUUACUAUGCAUCACCUCUUUCCAGCUGUUUUUCCUAGUCCUUAAAAAGCCAUUUAUCAAGAAAAAGGUUCAGUUAGUGGAGAUCAUCUCAGUUUCCACAGAAGUGGGUCUUUUCGCUGCUUGUUUUUUCCUCCUAGGGGUACAAAUUUCGACUGGUGAUGAGAUCAAAAUCGGGAUCUUCAUGAUCUCACUGUUUCUGGUUGCCUUUAUGGCACAAAUGGCGAAUGAAUGGUAUGCUUUAUAUAAUCAGAUAAAGCAGCUGGAACCCGCCGGUGAUUCCUUCUUAUUAGGUCUUCAAACUGCUGCAAUCGGGUUCCUCAUGUUUUUCAUUCCCCAGAAGUUGAUUAAAAAUCUGGAGAGCAGGCUUCUCCCAAAUCAAAUCGUGGAUGGGGAUCCCACGGGGCAUACUGCUGUUUCUGGAGACAGGCAGAGGAGUUCGGGAAGUACAGAUAAACCGUGGAUGAAACAGCUGAGGGCAAUCGCAAAGGCCAGCUUUAGUAAAGACGGAAGCGGAGGAAGCGGAUUUCCAAGCGAUCCUUCGACUAGUCAAGGAUUCUGGAGUCGGAAGAGGAGUGGGAGCUCUUCCAUGACUUCAUCGUCGGAUUCCAAGGCAAAACCUAAGAGUUUGCACAAAGAUUUAGAGAACAUUUUUGCUUCCAGGUGAAACAGGAACCAUUCAAGAAAUGGGGACUUAUUUGAAGGUUAUCAUCUCUGGUCAUCAGUCCACCGGCCAAAUUGGAAGCAUAACCGGCAAAACUACUAUUUGAAAAUCAUGGUGCUCCUUUCAGACUUGAUCACGCGAUAAGGAAUAUAAGACACGGGGUCCUCAGUACUAAAAAUUCCAGUUUUUCUGUCUCAAUGCACUUCUACCGGCAUCUUUGUGUCUCGAAAUUCGUGUAUUUCAAGAUUCUCACCAUAUGUCAGUGGCUAAAAGUGCAUUCGGGCAAGGAGACAGCGAAGUUUGGGAAUAACAGAACGUAGAUUCUCUCGUGUAACCAUGUAUUCAAGGUACAGAGGAUUAAUUAGGUAUGGACAUUGCAGUGAGUUAGUAGAUUGUAAGUUAAAAGGUUGGGACUUGCUUUGGUUCAUGCUAUAAUUUGCCUGAAGUAAGAGUAUUUUUUUUUUUUUUUAAUCCGAAAAGUAUUGUUUGUUGUUAC
Molecule: messenger RNA, 4281 nt
Organism: Rhododendron vialii
Lineage: Eukaryota; Viridiplantae; Streptophyta; Magnoliopsida; Ericales; Ericaceae
Exons: 13
Coding region: 756-3788 (1010 amino acids)
Source: RefSeq, a predicted model, not a curated record